Molecule: messenger RNA, 1116 nt
Organism: Lonchura striata (white-rumped munia)
Lineage: Eukaryota; Metazoa; Chordata; Aves; Passeriformes; Estrildidae
Source: RefSeq, a predicted model, not a curated record
AUGAGCGCGGACCCCGUGCCCAAAGCGGGGCGAGCGGCGGGACAGCGUACCGUGGAAAUGGCUCUUGUGGAGAACGUGUUCCUGCCCGCCAACCUCACCUCCAGCAAUCAGAGCAGCUGCAACGUGCACAACCACCACUUCUCAACCAAAGUCACCUUCUCCCUUUUCUAUAUCAUCCUGCUGGUGUUCGGUGCCUGUGGGAACGUCCUUGCCCUCUGUAUCACCUUCCAGCGCAGGAAGAAGAAACUGAACUCCACUGACCUCUAUCUGGUGAACCUGGCCCUCUCCGACGCCCUCUUCACCCUGGCACUGCCCGGCAGGAUCGCCUACUACAUCCUGGAGUCUGACUGGCCCUUUGGGGACUGGUUCUGUCGGAUCACAGCUUUCAUUUUCUACAUGAACACCUAUGUGAGCAUCUACUUCAUGACCUGCGUGAGCGUGGACCGCUACGUUGCCGUGGUGCGCACCAGGCACCCUGGCAGGAUUAGGAAGAUGAGCCGUGCCAGGGGCAUCUGUGUCCUCAUCUGGUUCUUGGUGUUCCUGCAGACAGCUCCGCUGCUCCUGCGGCCCAUGACACGAAGGAUGGGAGACAAACUGACAUGCAUGGAGUACUUCAACUUCGAGGAGAUUCCCAAUCUGCCCUACCUGCUCCUGGUGGCCUGCAUGCUUGGCUUCUUCUUGCCUGUGGGCAUCAUCUUGGUGUGCUAUGUGAGGAUCAACCUCAAGCUCUGCCAGACAGCCAAGGAGAACCCGCUGACAGUGAGGAAUGGGCACCACCACAGGGCCUUCACUGUCAUCCUGGUGGUUCUGCUGGCUGUCCUGCUCUGCUUCAGUCCCUACCACCUCAACAUUGUCCAAUUCAUGGUCAGGAAGAUUCUCUACCAGCCAUCCUGCCGUGAGCAGCAAGCCUUCAAGAUGUCCCUGCAAGUCACUGUGGCAUUCAUGAACCUCAACUGCUGCAUCGAUCCCAUCAUCUACUUCUUCGCCUUCCGGGGCUACAAGCGGAGGCUGCUCCGCAUCUUCAGGAACAGUGGCUCCCUGGCCACCUCCUCCACUGCCAAGACCCCGUCAGAGAGCAACAGCAACAGCCAGCCACCGGGCUCCAGCUCCGUCUAG